AUGAACUCGGACCUAGUCAAAUCCAAGCUAGAUGGAAGCAGUGCCUUCUUCCAAGAAUCAUCAAAUAACAGGGACAAAACCAACGAUACAAUGCCAUCCAUAAAAGACGAUGAUGUCUCCAUUCACAGCACCAGCACAGGCUUUCCGGAUGCUGCCAGCACGUACCAGGCGGAAGACGAGGAAAAAUCGAACCGAGAUGGAUCGAACAUGGUCUAUUUCGUGUUGGUGCUGGCGGCAAUCGUGUUUGGAGUUGCCACUUUCCUCCUUCUAGAUGCCGGAGCAGACCGUGAAUUCAAAUCCGAGUUUAAAAGUUUUGCUCGUGAGACGGCCGACAUUGCCCAAAACAAUGCGGACAAGAUAUUUGGACAGCUCCGGAGUUUGGCCACGGCCAUUACCUCGAUUGCCGUCAACCAAGACGAUGGCAACCAGUUUCCAAAUGUCACGGUGCCACAUUUUGACUUGAGGACCCAAGAAAUAGCCGAUUUGACUGGACUCGAAAUGAUUUGCUUUGUGCCGUUGGUGGAACAAGCCAAUCAGUCGGGGUGGGAAGCUUAUGCUACGGCCAAUAAGGAUUGGAUUCUGGAAGAUUAUGACUAUCGCGAAUGGGAUCCAGCGACCAUUGAGGGAGUCAUGCCGACAGAAAUUUACGAUUGCGAUUUCUGUAAGGAAGAUUCCCGCAGCGGAUUUGUCAAUGACAAUGGGUUUAUGAAUGAGAUUUUGGAAUUGCGACAAUUUCAAUCCGAGAAUAUUAGUGCUCCCAUUGCGCAAUUUGGACCCGCUCCUAUCAAUGGUUCCCUGUCCAUGUUUGAUCUCUAUUCGCAUCCCAUAUUUCGCAAGGAAAUCUUGACGGCUCUGGAAUAUGACUUGCCAGUCAUUUCUGAAGCUACGGACCUUUCCUUUUUGCUGAGUCAUAUCAUGCCGAAUUCUACCUUUCCCGACUCGGCACUCCGCAGUUUCACUUUGGAUCAAGUCAAGGAAGACUUUCAGGAUGAUUCGAGAACAAUUGGGUUUGUCUUUGGGAUCAUUCCUUGGGAAGCUAUCUUUAUCAAUUUGCUGCCUCAAGAUGUCAAUGGGAUUAGCGUCGUGGUGGAAAGUGACUGCGGUUCCGUCUUUACCUACACUGCCAAUGGAGGAAAGCCAACCACCUCGCAAAUUGGAGAUCGGCAUCAGGCCAAGGAGGUGUACGAAGAAAUGGCGGUCCGGUCUCGAUUCUUUUGGAAGGAUCAUACAGAGGGCCUGUCAAGGCACUGUGACUUUGAUAUUGUGAUUUAUCCAUCGGACGAAUUCCGGGCGGCCUACGAGUCGAGCGAUGCCCUGUUGUAUUCGGGACUGGUCGGUGUCGUCUUUGUCUUUACGGCCAUGCUGUUCUUUUUGUAUGACAAGUAUGUGCAAAAGAGACAAGCCAAGGUCAUGUCACAAGCCAAGAGAGCCGAAGCCAUUGUCACGUCUGUCUUUCCAAAGGAAGUUGGUCUUCGGUUGAUUCAACAGGCCGAACGUGAGGAAGCAGAGAGAGUAUCCAACAAGAAGAUGCUGAACAAUUUCUUGGUGGAAAAGAGCGAAACAUUUGAGAAACCAAACAAGAGACGAAAGCCAAUUGCUGAUUUAUUUCCUGAAACAACCGUCAUGUUUGCCGAUAUUGUGGGUUUCACGGCUUGGUCGUCGAUGCGCGAACCAUCUCAAGUAUUUAUGCUUUUGGAAAGUAUCUACCGCGACUUUGAUAACAUUGCCAACCGACGAAAAGUGUUCAAGGUCGAAACAGUUGGUGAUUGCUAUGUGGCAGUUUGCGGUUUGCCUGAACCACGCAAGGACCAUGUUGUCGUAAUGGCUCGAUUCGCUACUGACUGUGUUGUGAAGAUGGCUGUCCAAGUUCAAGCGCUCGAAGAGGAACUUGGUCCCGAUACUGCGGACCUUGGAAUCCGGGUGGGACUUCACAGUGGGCCUGUGACUGCCGGUGUCCUUCGUGGAGAUCGUGCCCGUUUCCAGCUCUUUGGUGAUACUGUCAACACCUGUGCUCGUAUCGAAAGUACGGGAAAGAAGAACAAGAUUCAUCUUUCCAAGGAAACGGCAGAACUUUUGAUGAAGAGUGGCAAAGGACAUUGGACUACUGCUCGUGGCGAUAAGGUGACGGCGAAGGGCAAAGGGGAACUAGAAACCUUUUGGCUGAAUAAUAUUCGAGGAGCAGAAAACCCAUCUGCCAAAUCUGCCACCGGUGAAUCGGAUGACAACAAACUAUCCAAGAUUCAAGAAAACCAUAAGCCAUCCAAGCCGAUUAUCUCCGCUCAAGCUAAGACCCAGAGUGACAGGAAACUUGAUCGCCUCGUCAAUUGGAAUGUCGACGUUCUCCUUACUCUAUUGAAACAAGUUUGUGUAGAGAGACAUGCUGACGGUAUCAAGCCUGAUCCUUGGGACAGAGUCCAGAAGAUGGAAGAAGAGCUGUCAGUCCCUGUCAAUGAAACUGGCAGGACUGCAUUGGACGAAGUUGUUGAGAUUAUCGAACUACCAAGAUUCAACGCUCGUUCCUCCAGCAGUGUGUCGGUGGAGAUAAAUGACGCAGUGCAGAACCAAUUACGAGAAUACGUCCGAACGAUCGCUACCAUGUACAACGAGAACGCAUUUCACAACUUUGAGCACGCAAGUCACGUCACGAUGUCUGUUCGAAAACUGUUGGGCCGCAUUGUCGCUCCUGAUAUUGAAGGUGAUAAUGCGCGAGAGCUUCACGAUCACACCUAUGGUAUCACCUCGGAUCCUUUGACCCAGUUUGCCGUUGUGUUCUCGGCUCUCCUUCAUGAUGUUGACCAUUUGGGUGUUCCCAAUACUCAGCUAGUCAAAGAGGGCAUUGAUAUUGCCGCCUUGUACCAUAAUAAGAGUGUGGCCGAACAGAACUCUAUCGAUUUGGCUUGGGCUCUGCUGAUGCUUGACCGAUUUGAACUUUUGCGGCAAGCCAUUUACACAACCAAGGCCGAGUUAAAGAGAUUCCGUCAAUUGGUAGUCAACACGAUUCUGGCAACGGAUAUCAUGGAUAAAGAACUGCAGACUAUCCGAAGAGUGCGUUGGGACAAGGCCUUUUCCGAAGCUGCCAACUUUAGGAAUGAUAGCCUCAAGGAUGCCACGAACCGCAAGGCUACGAUUGUGAUAGAGCACUUGAUUCAAGCUUCUGAUGUCGCACACACGAUGCAGCAUUGGCAAGUGUACCGCAAAUGGAACGGUCGGUUAUUCCACGAAAUGUAUCGAGCAUACAGGGAAGGGCGGGCCCAAAAGGACCCAUCCGAAUUCUGGUACCAAGGCGAGAUUGGGUUCUUUGAUUUCUACAUUAUUCCACUUGCAAAGAAGUUGGAAGAGUGUGGUGUGUUUGGUGUUGCCAGUCAUGAAUACUUGAACUACGCCGAGCAGAACCGUAAGGAAUGGGAAGCCAAGGGACAACAGGUUGUGGAUGAAUUGAUGAAGGAAGUCGAGGCACAAGGCUACGAGUCAUCUGCCUCAGGGAAGUCCGCGGACAGCUUUGCAGUGCGGUCAGCCUAG
This is a messenger RNA of Cylindrotheca closterium, 3519 nucleotides long. Lineage: Eukaryota; Bacillariophyta; Bacillariophyceae; Bacillariales; Bacillariaceae. The record is from the annotation of a GenBank genome assembly.